Molecule: messenger RNA, 2338 nt
Organism: Galleria mellonella (greater wax moth)
Lineage: Eukaryota; Metazoa; Arthropoda; Insecta; Lepidoptera; Pyralidae
Product: sialomucin core protein 24
Exons: 3
Coding region: 161-823 (220 amino acids)
Cellular component (GO): cytoplasmic vesicle
Source: RefSeq, a predicted model, not a curated record
CUAUUUUUCAAUUUGCAAUAGUCGAGUCGUUCGUUCUUAGUCGAUUUUUAUUCUACGUUUGUUUGCUUCCUUUUGUCUUGUAGAUUAUUGAAAAAAUAAUUAAAAUUAUUCUAUAAUAUUUUAAUUUUUUGCUAUAAGAUACACAAAGAAUCGACCAAACAUGAAGAAAGUUUUAUUUGUCUGUUUGAUAUCUUUAGCAAUAUGUCUGAGCCAAGCGGAAGUUCAAGAAGGGACUCAGGCAAAACCAGUAAGUGACACAACCACAGGUUCUAAUGUUGUGAUACCUAAAAAUCAGACUGUACAAACUCCAGUACCUGCAACCAAUGAGACAACUACCCAAAUUAGCACUGAUAAGAGUCAGAUAGCACCAGCCCAAACACCACAGGGUGUACCACAAAACCCACCAUCAGCUACGAACAAAACAGAGGAGAAACCUGCAAAAUCAGGCGAUAUAGAAAAUAAUACAUCUCCAGACAAAAAGAAAAUUGACCAAAAUGUACCACAGACUGAAACUAAAUCAAGUGACAUUAAUAAACCUAAUAAUGAGACGACACCAAACAAAAUACCAACCAGUGAGACCACAAACAAGACUGUAAGCAGUAGCACCCCUGUUCCUGAACAUACAUCUACCAAAAAAAAUGACACCCAACCCGAAAUUACGACAAAGCCUACUAGCACUGAUAACCAUGUUCUUCAAGCCAGAGGCUUUGACGGCCCCAGCUUCUUUGGAGGCAUCAUACUAACCCUCGGACUGCUAGCCAUCGGCUUCAUGGGAUUCAAGUACUAUAAAAAUCAAACUGAAAGAAAUUAUCAUACUCUGUAAGAAUAUUUUAAGUUUCACUUCAACCCUCUAAUUACAUGCAACUUGAGUUAAAAUUGAUUUCUCUUUUCUUCAGUGCACUUAGAUCUGAAUUUUUAUUUUGAUUUGUUUUUUUUUUUGUGCACUUAGAUCUGAAUUUUUACUAUUUUAAAAUAAGGACAGGGUUUACAAGAUACUCUAGUUGAGACAACUUGAUAUAAAUCCAUUUUAAUAUGGUGACGGCUGAUAUAGUUUGUAAAUUUACUAUCUACACGAAUUUAUUCUCAUUUUUUAAUAUUUGGUAGAUUUUAUGUUAGUAUAAUCGAGCAUUUAUAUCACAGAUUUCACGUGUUUUAAUGUUAUCUCUGUACUAUAAGAUCUUAAGAUGGUUCCACUCACCAAGUCAAGCUAGGAUGUCUCACAUGGACUCAGAUAAAUUGACAACAUCUUAUACUCCGCUUGAAUAACGAGGGUCCAGAUUUAUGUUAUUGGCACCUAUGGUAAAAUAUAUUAAAAAUUGUGAUCUGUAAAUUAUGAUUGACUUUAUAAUUAAUUGUAGAGCAACUAUUUAGUUUUUCUUUUUUUCUAUUAUGGCAAUUGUGCAAUUUAGUUUUUAGUGUUGCAGAUUAAAAACUGUGCCAUCUAUUGAUUUCAAUAUUUCUGUCUUUCGUUUUGAUGUUAUAACACUAGACAGUUUGAAUGCGCACUGAAUCUUUAAAACAAUGUAUGUAGUCAUAAGUAUAUAUAAUAAUUAUUAAGUGUUAAUAUAUAAGGCAACGCAAUGUGAUGAUGAAAAUAAGGGUCUAAAAAUAAUAGUACCUACAUUGUUGUGGCACAAUUAAGAAAAUUAAUUAACAGUAAUCUUAUCAUUGCUUGCAUAUAACAUGCAAGAUUUAAAUAUUUAUUAUGGCAACAUUUUUACAUAUGCCAGCCAAAAUUAAAAGAAAUUAUUAUUAAUAGAAUAAAAUUAUUAUAAAAUGAGUGAUGGAACAAAUAACAAUGCUAAAGAAAUAAAUAGUUAUAUUCAAUAUUUCUUCAGGAAUAAAUUAUAAUGCCAUUAUAUCCAAUGCUGCAAACUGACAACUCAAGUGUUAAUGUUAUACCUUUAUAUGAAAACUCAUAAGUUUUUAUACAAAAAAGUCCAAAAUUAAAUCACUCGAUAAGAUACAAUUUUUAUCACCUUUUAAUUUGACGCUGGCAGAAAUGAUCGCAAAAAUAACUAAUAUAUUGGUAUAUGACGGCAUAUGUGUAAAAUGUUGUUUGAAAAUCACGAAAUUUUCGAUAUACAAACAUACUGUUACUUUUUUGUGCUACAACAAUGCUUUAUGUUUUGUUUUAUUUUCUUUUGUAUAGUAAAUUUGCAUGCCAAUUUGUAAACUGGGGAAAGUUGAUUCCAUCCUAAAGUGCUCUUAAAUCUGAACUAUAUAAUGGAUAAGUAUUCAAAAGGGUUUACAAGCCACUAUUAAGAUUUUCCUGUCAUCUAUAGUUACUGCUGCUCUUAUGUCACUCGAUGGUUAUGUUAAUAAAGGUAAAUACCGA